Silurus meridionalis is the source of this 1317-nucleotide messenger RNA. It is a transcript of the gene rnaset2, whose product is annotated as ribonuclease T2. Gene Ontology annotation, molecular function: ribonuclease T2 activity; RNA binding. NCBI's taxonomy places the organism in Eukaryota, Metazoa, Chordata, Actinopteri, Siluriformes, Siluridae. Gene Ontology annotation, biological process: RNA catabolic process. Gene Ontology annotation, cellular component: extracellular region. The record is from RefSeq and is a predicted model, not a curated record.
ACCUGUAGCACACCUCACUCAAUGUAAACAAUCCUAAAAGUGGACACUGUGAUCUUAAGAUCACAUGAGCGCGUUUGGAGAAGUUCAAUAGUGCUUAUUUGGUGUUUAUUUCCUCUUCCGCUUGAAUUUCUUUGUGGUUUUCCGGUUGUUUAUGGUUAAUCUUUAUUUAUUAUUAAACUCCGACUCAGAGUUGAGGAAGUGCUUGUACACAGCACCGGACACACACACCAGUGUAAUCAGCUCUACAGGGAGAAUCAGGUCUCUGUGUCUAAGUCUCAGACCAACCAGUUGAUGAAGAAUGAAGUCACAUGUCCUCAUCCUGUGUCUCGGAUAUGUCUUCCUGACGUCCACCCUUAUCGUUUCUAAGAAAGAAUGGACCAAACUGAUCCUGACUCAUCACUGGCCACAAACGUUUUGCAGUAUGGAAAAAUGCACUGCAAAUUUUAGUUACUGGACCCUGCAUGGAUUAUGGCCUAACAGCGGUGCUGAGUGUAACAUGUCCUGGCAUUUCAAUGCGAGUUUGAUCGAGGACCUGCUCCCGGAAAUGAAAGAAUUUUGGCCAAACCUUCUGAAACCUACGUCUACAGAAUUCUGGAAGCAUGAAUGGACAAAGCACGGGACAUGCGCUGCUAAAGCGGAGACGUUGGACUCUCAGCACAAAUUUGGAAAAACCCUGGAACUUUACCACAAGCUGGAUCUCAAUGGAGUUUUGAAGAAGAACAAUAUCGUUCCCUCUGAAAACUACUACAAGCUAACCGACGUGGUAGGAAGCAUCAGCGGUUCUUAUGGAGUGGAUCCAAAAAUUCAGUGUGUUUCACACGAUAAGAUGAGCGAGUUCCAGAUCUUGGGCCAGAUCGAGAUCUGUUUUGACAAGCAGUUUCAGCUUGUCGACUGUGAAAACAGCGCGGAGGAGAUUCAGAAGAGCGACAACGAUAUUCUGCCAUUCGCCUUCAAUGGCGGAUCAGGAUUUCAUGUGUGUGACGCCUCAGUGCCAGUUUACUACCCUCCACUGCAGACACUGCACUUUCCAUAAACUGUUUCUUUAAGGGUUUAAAACUUCAAGCAAUCAGAUAUGAUGAACCAAUAAUCCAUGCUUGUCCAGAGAACAGGAUGUCUGAACUGAAAUCGUUUGGACAACAAACUGAUCUCAUAGGUAUAUGCCAGAGGUGCCUACAAAGUCUUUCUAUGUAGGGCCAAAAAUCAACCUUCAGCCAAAAAUAUUUUGCAUUGUAUUUUAAGAUUAUAUUCGAAUGAAAGUAUUCAAUGGUUCCUCUCAUUUAUGAUUUGAUACUAUUUAAUAAUUAAAUGAAUAGAAAA